CACCUGGAAAGUUUUUGACCUUGACACGUAAUCAUUACGUAAUCAUGUGUGUUGGUGCGUUUUGGUUGGUUGUAAAUAUUAGGUUUUGUUUUGGUAUUUAAAUUAUUUUUAUAAUGGCUCUUCCAAGAACUUUUGUACAGUAUAUGUUUGGAGUGUAAUUCAUCAAAAAUAAAUCUUAAGAUUUAAUAUAAAAUACGAUGGAAGGACGGUAUAAUCUAAAAAGCCCAGGUAUCUUUCAGUGACAUACUGACAUUGUUUAUGUUUACAUUUUAGUAACACCGAACAACACCGAACAUCAGAACUCAAUUUUGUUUUAUAUCUGAAUUUACUAAUCGUAAAUGUGGGUCUUAAUUCUUCCAAAGAGUCAAUGUAUAUCUUACAUUGUAUAUAGUAGAAAGACAUUUUAUAAUUGAGUCCCGAUGCUUUCAUAGUUUCACUUUUAAUUAGUGAAAUUAUAGACAUACUGACACAGUAGGGUGUAUUGCAGUUUAAUAGGUGACAAAAUGCACAAGUAGAUAGUCUAGUUUACCCAUCAAUGUCCAAUGCCUCUCCUAGACACGUAAAAUCAUCUGGCAUCAGGCAAAGUAAAAUAAGUAGGGUGCAUAAGGGUGUAUUUGUGGUUUACCAGUGCAUGGCAUUGUUUGGAAACUGACUAGUCCACAUAUUACCCUGCUGGGCUGCUUAUUAACAAUAACCCCACUUGGUCAUGUCAUCUGCUCUGAGUUAAGCAGAGAACUUUCUAUGUCAUAUUCAUAUAACAUGGUAUUCUUGAUUUUUUUCUGACAGCUGUAAAGCGUCUUAUGAGAGAAGCUAAAGAACUAUGUGAAGCUACAUCACAAUACUAUGCACAACCUCUUGAGGUAAGGUAGGCUUUCACUAGUUGAUGAUAAGCACAAUCAAGCAAAAAAAGCACCUUGGAUCACCGAGGCUCGCUAUUUGUCAAGCACCUUUGUUUUGUAAAAUUUGGCACCUCUAUAAACAGGCUAUGAUUAACAAAUGUUCUGGUUUAAUUUUCAGGACAAUUUGUUUGAAUGGCAUUUCACCGUUCAAGGUCCAGCUGACAGUGAUUUUGAAAGUGGACGUUAUCAUGGUCGGAUAAUAUUGCCACCCGAAUACCCCAUGAAACCACCUAGUAUCAUGCUUUUAACUGUAAGUACAUCAACAUGAUAAAUUGAAUAGGAGUGGUAACACUUUUAUAUCAUACACAACACCAGCACUAUAUCUUCCAGACCACCAACACCAUCAUUGAUCAACGACGAAAUCACCAAUUCUGACCACAAUCAAAAUCCUCUUUGAAACAAAUGAAUUUCUAAAAAUCAGCCCAGUAUGCAUCUUAAUUUCCUUUCUCCUGUCUUGUUUUCGUUUAGUACAAAGUAAAAAAUAUUUAAAAACUGACGUCAAAUAUUUUGUGUUCCAGCCAAAUGGCAGGUUUGAAACUGGUAAGAAGAUCUGCCUAAGUAUGUCAGCACAUCAUCCCGAAACUUGGCAGCCUUCUUGGAGCAGUAAGUGUGCCUAAGAUCCUAAGAUGUUGUGUUAUCUGUUUCUGCAGAUUGUUUCUUUUGGCAGUUGUUGUAUGGUUGUCUGUACAUGUUUUAGUUCGAACUGUCUUGUUGGCGAUCAUUGGUUUCAUGCCAUCGAAAGGAGGAGGAGCAAUUGGUGCUUUGGAUUAUACCAGUGAUGAAAGAAAAAUAUUGGCUAGAAAGUAAGGGGUUGUUGUUCAUCAAAGAAAUUUUUAUUUCCCACAAGUUUGUGGAUAAAGUUUAAGUCUGUCAACUCAAUGAAGUGCUAGCACUCUCCCCUUGACAAGUGAAAUUGUGCGGCAUUAUCAGAGUAAAUAAUAAGUAGGGUGCUUUGGGGUGCAAUGCAACUUAAUGGGUUAAUAUUACUGUGAAUUUGUGGUAAGAGUAUCCUAGAAACGUAUUGUAAAUAUUUUAUCUUUUUCAGGUCAAUGAAAUGGACAUGUAAUGUUUGUGGUAGCUGCAACGCAGACUUGCUCAAAGAAGGUACGAGGGAGUGCAGUGGAUUGUCAGCAAGGUGUGAAGAUAGAUUCUAAUGUAUUCAUUUAUUUUUUUCCUCAGAAGAUUCCAAAAAUAAGCGAGAGGCAAAUGAAGAAGAUAUGGAAUUAGCAUCACAAAUCAGUUUUAAGGUAUUGCAUCCAAAUGAAAAUGUUUUGCAGAAUCCUAUAACUAUUACAUUCAGGACAAGCAUCAGUCAAACAUAUCAAUUUCACAUCUUUCCAAGAUUAAAGUUGUUGGGCAUGUACGUCUGGAAAAAAUCACAUCUUCAAGAGGAACACCUAUCUAAGAAUGACAGUAUCUUUAUAUAUAGUAAUGUGCCUUCAGACACUGCUCUUCACUCUAUACAGAGACAUCUCUCAAACACUUUAGAGCUGAACAAGACUAAAGGAAAAUCAUUUUAUACAAGACAACCACCAUUCUAACUAAGGCAGACAACUUUCUAAGAACACCUCUUUAUGAAGAGUCCUUUCCUUAGGCAGACAACCAAUCAAUCCUCGGUACCUUUUACACCUUAGUCUCCCUUGCAAAAGGGCGGCUGUGAGGGAGACUGUGCACACUUUGCAAAGACGAACACCUCCUUAUUCUACAAAGUAAUAGAUUGAGAGUGGAAUAGUUUCCUUUUCUUUGUUUAACAGGGUGAAAAUGAAGCGAAAAUGGAAGAGAAGACACAUGUAGACGGUUCAGUUGACAUGCCAAAUGGCGACAUAUUGACCAACGGACAAAAUAUUGAAGAUAUUUUAUCAGCACAAGAUGAAGUAACCUCCAACACGGCAGAUACCAGAGAGACACACAACUCUGCAAAUGUUGCGAGAAAGCGCGCGCGAAGAAGCUCAAAUGAAAGACAUGACAAUAGAGACAGUUCAGUACAAUCCACAAGUACUUCUCAAUCAAAUGGAUAUCUUUCGCUUGUUUUAAUACUUCUUUUUACUUUAUUCCUCAUAAUUUUGCUGCUUCGACGGGUUUACUACAAGUAAUCAUACAUUUACAUGGGAAUUUGUAAAGAUAAAUAUUAUGAAUAUGAGCUAAAUUUUGUAUAGGGACGUAUUAGAUGGGAUUUUUCACAGUUAUCUACUUUUCAUACAAAUACAGUAUUAUACGCAAGGUUUAUUUAUAAAUGGGAAUCUGUACAAAUAAAUAUUGCCAAUAAAUAGAGCUGAAGAGGAAUAAGUAAAGUAGUUUUGUUUGAAACACUUGAACCGGUGGUAUUAAAGAGAGUGAUUUUACAGUUACUUUGGAAUCGACUGCUCGGUUCUAUAAUUAGAUGAAUUUUUGAAACGCAACAUUCUCACGAAUGAUAAUUUAUUUUCGUAGCCACAGAAAAGAGUGAAUUAUAGUAUUCUGUAUCUUAUCCAAAUCUCACGCAAAAGGCCUCUAGACUAAAGCUUUCUAUGAAUCAGAAUGCUGUUCAGUAGUUUUGUUACCGUAAUAUGCUUCUAGUUUUACUACGCAAGUGAAAAAGCGCGCGCUUUAAACUUUCCCGCUACUGGUGGUACCAUUCUCAUCGACCCUGUUCAGUCCUAACAUUACUAUCAAACGCGCGGCCUCGUUGCGUUUCCAUGCGCGCCAAUCAUCCUGUAAGAUCUUAAGCAAUUUCUCCUUCAUAUUCUUCAUAUCAAGAACAGCGACAUGAUUUGUAUAAUUCCCGUCCACGAGUACAGCCAAGCAAGCAGUUGCGCCGCGACGUAAAGCGAACACGCGACAAUCCAGAAGGGUGUACAAUGUCUCUAAUAACCCAUUCCAGCGUGCUUUCUCUUGAUUCUCCUUGGUUCCGACACACACUUCAAUAAUCGAGUACAAAGUUUGCUUUUUAAGUUCAACUGGUUCAUCGUCGUCUAGGAGGAUUCGACAGAACUCCAUUAAAUGACUCGAGGCAAAUUUAGCAACAGCAGGACCGCCCAGCCAUGCGAUAUGGCCGAUAUCUCGUACAGCGUUGAUCUGCUCACGAGGAUAAGGUGAUAAGCUCAACUUUUUCCCCGCGAUUACGAUAUCUCUUUUGUAGUAAUUGUCGUCCAUAAUCGCUCCGACAUCAUCUAAAUGUUGUUCGCUGGCCGACUGUUGUUGCCGACGUUGGAAUAUGCCAAAAACUGACGAGAGAAAUCCCAGAAUUGACGAGAGGAAUCCUGGAAUUGCUACCAUGUUUGGUGGUAUAUUUUCACGGAAAUGGUAAGACGUGUUCUGGUUUACGUGCUAAACUACAAGUUGACAUGUUUAACAAAGUUAGCGGCGAAAAUUGGCAUUGUGACGUCAUAGAUUAGUAGCCAUCUCUCAAAAGUCGAAAAGACAAGAGAAGACUAUGCAGAUCGAAAAUUAUCAUCGUGACGUCAUCAAUUAAAAGCCAUCACUCAAAAGAUGAUCCGAAGGACGCUAACAAUGCAUCUCAAAAGUGCAUAAUUGAAAGUUUCAACCGAUUUUUUAUGUUCUUACGAGAAUAUGUAACGUUGCAUUAGGUACCAGGCCUGCUUGAUCUAAAGUCUGCGUGACAUCAUCGUAUACCAUAUUUGGGAAUGACGUCUUGAUCCGGUAUUGAUCAUGCAAUUCAGGUCU
Paramuricea clavata is the source of this 4562-nucleotide messenger RNA. Lineage: Eukaryota; Metazoa; Cnidaria; Anthozoa; Malacalcyonacea; Plexauridae. The record is from the annotation of a GenBank genome assembly.